Camponotus floridanus (Florida carpenter ant) is the source of this 2583-nucleotide messenger RNA. RefSeq lists its product as uncharacterized. The record is from RefSeq and is a predicted model, not a curated record. The transcript has 5 exons. Lineage: Eukaryota; Metazoa; Arthropoda; Insecta; Hymenoptera; Formicidae. The coding region runs from base 1 to 2583 and encodes 860 amino acids.
AUGGAAAAGAUACGACCACUGAAGAUACGGUUAAUUCGUGAUAAUCGAUUAACGUGUGACAGCUAUAAUUCACUUUCUUCGGUCGAAUCAUUCAAUGUUAAGACUGAUAAUGUAUGUGAUGAAACUAUAUCAAAGAACACGGAAAAUACACAAUACGAUAAUGAAUAUUUUAUGGAAAAAGAUAUUCACACUAUUGAUAUUCAUACUAAUGAUAUUAGUGAAAGAACAGAUAAUGAUGAAAUCGAAUACAGUUUUGACAAACAGAAUAAUGAGCUAUCAAAAGAACACUGCAAUUAUUAUCAAAAUUAUGACAGCUUGGAAUAUUUAGAUUCUACGAAAUAUAAAGAAAAUUCGGAUUCAGAAUAUUGUCCUUCUGAACAUAGUUCUAUCUUGGAAGAUUCAGAUGCUAGCAAAGAUAAAUUUCCUGAAAUCAAUGAAAAGAAAUUAUCAAGUGGAUCAAUGAAAGUUUCAAAUAAUAUUUCGGGCUUUGAAGUAUCACAGAUUAAUGAGAGCAACAUAUUAUGUCCUGAUGACACUAAUCUUAAUAUCGAUCCAUCUGAAGGACCCAAAGGUGGUAAUAAAAAAAACUGCUGUUUCUAUUGCCACAAAAUGCAAUCGAAAAUUGCUCGACAUUUGGCUACAGUUCACCGCAAUGAAUCUGAGGUUAAGAAGUUUCUUGAUCUUCAUCCGAAUAAUUUGGAAAGAAAAAAAAUAAUUGAGACAAUAAGAAGAAAUGGCAAUUUUGUUUAUAAUACUAAUAAUAAUGUAAAUGACGGAAAACUUAUUGUGGUCAGGCGCCCUCAAAAAAAUAAGCAAAAAGACGCAAAAGAUUAUACAGCUUGUGCAAAAUGCAAGGGCUUUUUUGUGAAAAGUAGCAUUAGACGCCAUUUUCAACAAUGCGCAGGCUAUAGUAGUAAACAAACUAGGUCUGUGUUAGUUAUGGGCAGAGCGAUUAUUGGACGUAUUAAUCCUAUUGCAGAAGAAACACUGCGAAAAGUAGUUUUUCCUGCACUUAGAGAAGAUGAAAUAACACGUAUGAUUCGAUAUGAUGAAUUGAUUAUUAUGUUUGGUAAUAGAUUAUGUCGUAAAUAUCGCAAACAAUAUCAGUAUAAGUUAAUACGCUCACAUCUUAGAUAUCUCGGUCGUUUUUUAAAAGCGAUGAGAGACCUAAAUGUUCAAGUUACAGAUAUGCAAUCAAUUUAUCAUCCUACAUUUUACGAAGAUUGCAUUAGAGCAGUUAACAGAAUGUCUGCAUUUGAUGAUAACACAAAUACUUAUAAAGUGACAACGACACCGCAACUGAUGGGAACUUUACUUAAAAAAGUAGGAAAUCUUUUGAUUACUCAAAGUAUAAAGAAGAAAGAUUAUGAAACAAAGAAAGACACUGAGGAAUUCCUUGCUCUUCUCAUAGAUGAUUUCCCAACGAGUGUUAAUAAAGCCGCUUUAGAAGCCCAAGAAGAAAAUAGAAGAUGUAAAAAGACGGAACUUCCUUUAAUGGAUGAUAUUAUAAAGCUUCGUAAUUAUCUUGAUGAAAAACGUAAAGCCUUGUGUGUAAUGUUAAAAGAAACAUUUUGUUAUAAUAAUUGGUUAGAAUUAGCAAAAGUAACUCUUACGUCUGUACAAUUAUUUAAUCGUCGUAGAGCGGGCGAAAUAGAACACCUUCUCAUCAAAGAUUUUGAGAAUUAUGUACAAAUUUCAGAGAACACAGACGAAGACUUAUUCCGAUCUCUAUCAGGUGCAGCACAAGAAAUUGCAAGAAAAUAUGUAAGAUUUACUAUACGCGGAAAAUUAAUGCGUACUGUUCCUGUAUUACUAUCAGCUGAAUUAUUAAAAUGUAUUGAAUUGAUUUUAAAAUAUCGAAGCAAAGCUCAUGUAUCUGCUGCAAAUCCGUAUUUAUUUGGAAUUCCGGGAUACAAUAAAAGUUGUUUCAAAUAUUUAAAUGCUUGUGAAUUGAUGCGACAAUUUUCCACAGCAUGUGGUGCAAAACGACCAUGGACUCUACGUGGAACGGGUCUCAGGAAACAUGUUGCUACGAUAAGUGUAGCAUUAGAUUUAUCAGAAAAUGAUGUCUCUGAUCUAGCAAAACAUAUGGGUCAUGCCAUAGCAAUACAUAAAGAAAUCUAUAGGCAACCCGUUGUAAGUAGAGAUAUUUUACGAAUGUCGCAAGUAUUAGAAAAAGCACAAGGUAUCAAUAGCGACAAAAGUGAUGAAACAGAUAGUAACUAUGAAAAUGGAAACAUUUCAGUAGAGAAUGAUAUAAGUUUAUCUUAUAAAACUGAAAUGGAAUCAUAUAGUACCCUCAAUGAUAGUAACAAAUCAAUACAAGAUAGUAGCAAGUUAAUAAAAAAUAUUAAUAGAAGUGCGAAGAAACGGAAUACUCCACCAUAUGGUCGUACCAAACGUGUUCGAUGGACAAAUGAAGAAAAACAAAUCAUCAUGGAACACUUUGGCGAUUACAUAAAAGAUAUUAAAUUACCGUCUAUAAAAGCAAUCCAAGAGGUUAUUGCAAAAAAUCCUUGUUUACAAAAUCCAUCUGCAUCAGUUGUAAAGACAUGGAUAAAUAACCAACAAAAAAAGCAAUAA